Rangifer tarandus platyrhynchus (Svalbard reindeer) is the source of this 5229-nucleotide messenger RNA. The record is from the annotation of a GenBank genome assembly. NCBI's taxonomy places the organism in Eukaryota, Metazoa, Chordata, Mammalia, Artiodactyla, Cervidae.
AUGGGGAUCUCCACAGUCAUCCUUCAAAUAUGUCUUUUAUUGGGUCAAAUUCUAUCUACAGCAACAUCAACAACGAGAGACACCACAGAUACUGCCUUCUGGGAAUUACUCAGCUCUGUUUCUGAGUCAGAUCCUCCCAGAACACGUGAUCAAGAGAAUUUCCAGACUAUAAACGAUGUUAUAUUUGCCACGGAGGAACUCUCAACAGUGGGCCCAACAGAAGGGAUCCAAUCGGGCUUGGCCCUGAGGCUGGUGAACGGAGGUGACAGGUGUCAGGGCCGGGUGGAGGUCCUCUACGGAGGCUCCUGGGGCUCCGUGUGUGAUGACGGCUGGGACACCAACGACGCCAACGUGGUCUGCAGGCAGCUGGGCUGUGGCUGGGCCGUUUCAGCCCCAGGAAGUGCCCGGUUCGGGCAGGGCUCAGGGCCCAUUGUCCUGGACGACGUGGGCUGCUCGGGGCACGAGACGUACCUAUGGAGCUGCUCCCACAGCCCCUGGAACACACACAACUGCCAACACAGCGAGGACGCCAGCGUCAUCUGCUCGGGAACCGAAUCGGGUUUGGCCCUGAGGCUGGUGAACGGAGGUGACAGGUGUCAGGGCCGGGUGGAGGUCCUCUACGGAGGCUCCUGGGGCUCCGUGUGUGAUGACGGCUGGGACACCAAUGACGCCAACGUGGUCUGCAGGCAGCUGGGCUGUGGCUGGGCCGUUUCAGCCCCAGGAAGUGCCCGGUUCGGGCAGGGCUCAGGGCCCAUUGUCCUGGACGACGUGGGCUGCUCGGGGCACGAGACGUACCUAUGGAGCUGCUCCCACAGCCCCUGGAACACACACAACUGCCAACACAGCGAGGACGCCAGCGUCAUCUGCUCGGGAACCGAAUCGGGCUUGGCCCUGAGGCUUGUGAACGGAGGUGACAGGUGUCAGGGCCGGGUGGAGGUCCUCUACGGAGGCUCCUGGGGCACUGUGUGUGACGACAGCUGGGACACCAACGAUGCCAACGUGGUCUGCAGGCAGCUGGGCUGUGGCUGGGCCGUUUCGGCCCCAGGAAGUGCCCGGUUCGGGCAGGGCUCAGGGCCCAUUGUCCUGGACGAAGUGGGCUGCUCAGGGUACGAGACUUACCUGUGGAGCUGCUCCCACAACCCCUGGAACACACACAACUGCCAACACAGCGAGGACGCCAGCGUCAUCUGCUCAGGAACGGAAUCGGGCUUGGCCCUGAGGCUGGUGAACGGAGGUGACAGGUGUCAGGGCCGGGUGGAGGUCCUCUACGGAGGCUCCUGGGGCACUGUGUGUGACGACAGCUGGGACACCAACGAUGCCAACGUGGUCUGCAGGCAGCUGGGCUGUGGCUGGGCCGUUUCAGCCCCAGGAAGUGCCCGGUUCGGGCAGGGCUCAGGGCCCAUUGUCCUGGACGACGUGGGCUGCUCGGGGCACGAGACCUACCUAUGGAGCUGCUCCCACAGCCCCUGGAACACACACAACUGCCAACACAGCGAGGAUGCCAGCGUCAUCUGCUCGGGAACCGAAUCGGGCUUGGCCCUGAGGCUUGUGAACGGAGGUGACAGGUGUCAGGGCCGGGUGGAGGUCCUCUACGGAGGCUCCUGGGGCACUGUGUGUGACGACAGCUGGGACACCAACGAUGCCAACGUGGUCUGCAGGCAGCUGGAAUGUGGCUGGGCCGUUUCGGCCCCAGGAAGUGCCCGGUUCGGGCAGGGCUCAGGGCCCAUUGUCCUGGACGAAGUGGGCUGCUCAGGGUACGAGACUUACCUGUGGAGCUGCUCCCACAACCCCUGGAACACACACAACUGCCAACACAGCGAGGACGCCAGCGUCAUCUGCUCAGACGUCAGCUUGAGAUUGGUGAAUUGGAACUCUUCCCGUCCCACAUGUGCUGGGCGUGUGGAAAUCUACCAUGGUGGCCAGUGGGGAACAGUGUGUGAUGACAACUGGGACAUUCAAGAUGCCCAGGUGGUGUGCAGACAGCUGGGCUGUGGAUCUGCAGUCUCAGCCCCAGGAAAUGCCUACUUUGGCUCUGGCUCUGGCCCUAUCACCUUGGACGACGUGGCGUGCUCAGGGGCAGAGGCUAACCUCUGGCAGUGCCGGAACCGAGGCUGGUUCUCCCACAAUUGUGGCCACUAUGAAGAUGCUGGAGUCAUUUGCUCAGGAGGCUGGGCCCCCCUGCGGCUGGCAGGCGGCCACGGGAGCUGUGCCGGCCGCGUGGAGGUUUUCUACCAGGGCGCCUGGGGGACGGUGUGUGACGACCUCUGGGACCUGCUGGAAGCAAACAUUGUCUGCCGACAGCUGGGCUGCGGCUGGGCCGUGGAGGCCCCAGGCGAGGCCCACUUUGGGGAAGGUUCCGGAAAGAUCCUCCUGGACAACGUGCAGUGCAGGGGGCAGGAAGAGCACCUGGAGGAGUGCUCCCACACUGGCUGGUUUGCCCACAACUGCGGGCACGGGGAGGAUGCUGGCGUGGUCUGUUCAGGGGACUGGCCGGAGCUGCGGCUGGUGGGCGGCUCAGGUCGGUGCUCAGGACGCGUGGAGGUCCUGCACCGGGGGGCCUGGGGCACCGUGUGCGACGACCUGUGGGACCUGAACGAAGCCGAGGUCGUGUGCCGGCAGCUGGGGUGCGGUCGGGCCGUAUCCGCCCUCGGGAAGGCCCACUUUGGCCCAGGUUCUGGAGACAUCUUCCUGGACAACCUGCAGUGCGCCGGGGCGGAGCGCUACCUGGGCCAGUGCGCCCACUCGGGCUGGUCGGAGCACAACUGUGGCCACCACGAGGAUGCCGGGGUCAUCUGCUCAGGGGACUGGCCGAAGCUGCGGCUGGUGGGCGGCUCAGGUCGGUGCUCAGGACGUGUGGAGGUCCUGCACCAUGGGGCCUGGGGCACCGUGUGCGAUGACCUGUGGGACCUGAACGAAGCCGAGGUCGUGUGCCGGCAGCUGAGGUGCGGUCAGGCCGUGUCCGCCCUCGGGAAGGCCCACUUUGGCCCGGGCUCUGGAGACAUCUUCCUGGACAACCUGCAGUGCGCCGGGGCGGAGCGCUACCUGGGCCAGUGUGCCCACUCGGGCUGGUCGGAGCACAACUGUGGCCACCACGAGGAUGCCGGGGUCAUCUGCUCAGGUGAGUCCCUGAGGCUGGGGGAUGGCAGUCACAGAUGUGAGGGUCGGGUGGAGGUCUCCUACAACGGCACCUGGGGCACCGUGUGCGACGACAGCUGGGACCUGACGGACGCCAGGGUCGUGUGCCGGCAGCUUGGCUGCGGCGAGGCCUUGUCGGCCCCGAAGCAGAGCCACUUUGGUGGAGGCACCGGCCCCAUCAUCCUGGACAACGUGCAGUGCGCGGGGAGUGAGGCCAGGGUGUGGCAGUGCCCACACAGUGGCUGGUUCUCCCACAGCUGCGGGCACCACGAGGACGCGGGUGUCGUCUGCUCAGACGCGGUGCUCAGGCUGGCCAAUGGAAGCCAGCCCUGCGAGGGCCGCGUGGAGCUGCACUUCAACGGCAGCUGGGGGACCGUGUGUGAUGAUGGCUGGGACCUGCAGGACGCCGAGGUGGUGUGCCGGCAGCUGAGCUGUGGCCGAGCAGUGUCAGCCCCCGGGAGGGCGAGAUUCGGCCGAGGCCUGGGCUCCAUUGCCCUGGAUGACGUGAAAUGUGUGGGGACUGAAGCCAGGCUGUGGCAGUGUCUGCACGGCGGCUGGUUCUCCCACAACUGUGGCCACCACGAGGAUGCUGGCGUCGUCUGCUCAGGUCUGGGCCUGCGGCUGGCCGAUGGGUCAAGCCGGUGUGAGGGCCGAGUGGAAGUCUGCCAUGCCGAUACCUGGGGCACCGUGUGUGAUGACAGCUGGUCCAUCGAGGAUGCCCACGUGGUCUGCAGGCAGCUUGGCUGUGGCCAGGCCGUGUCUGCCCUCCCGGGAGCCAGAUUCAGCCCUGGGGUGGGCAGCAUUCUCUUGGAUGAUGUCAACUGCACGGGCAGCGAGUCCUCCCUGGCGCAGUGCCCUCACAGCGGCUGGUUCACCCACAACUGCGGGCACCAUGAAGACGCUGGCGUCAUCUGCUCAGACCUCCGCCUGGUGGGCGGGCGCAGCCGCUGCGAGGGCCGGGUGGAGGUCCGGCACGAGGGCGUGUGGGGCACGGUGUGCGACGACCACUGGAGCAUCAGGGACGCCCGCGUGGUCUGCCGCGUCCUGGGCUGCGGGCGCGCGCUGGGCGCCCUGGGGCGCGGCCGCUUCGGCCCGGGCUCGGGGCCCAUCCUGCUGGACGACGUGCGCUGUGCGGGCACCGAGGACGCGCUGGGGCGCUGCGCCCACGCGGGCUGGGCGCGCCACGACUGUCAGCACCGGGAGGACGCGGGCGUGGUCUGCGCAGGUGCAGCUGACUCUGUGGUACCCAAGGAUAACGCCCAGCUCUCCUGCUGGCCUCACCUUUUCCAAGUUGUCAUUGACCGAGGCUACCUCCGGAGGCUGGGCUACUCGUCCUGGGACAUCCACUUAAAUGAUGAGCUGUGUCGCCCCCGAGUCACAGGGCGCUACCUGAUCUUCAACAUUCCCUAUGGCCACUGUGGCACCAUCAGACAGGAAAGCCGAGGCUCCCUCAGCUACUCCAACUCCAUCAGAGGCCGAACCAGGGGCCACCCCGGCCGAGUCGUCGUGCGGCACAGGGUGCCUCGGCUCAAGUUCACCUGCAGGGUGGACAGCCCGUCAGCAGUGGAAGUUGUCCCUGGGGAGAACGCUGGCUACGAUGUGUCCAUAUCGUUCCUCGAGUGGUCCCCGUCCCAGCCUGGAGAAAACACAGGGCCACACGUCGCCAGCCAGAGGAAAGAGGUCUUCCUCCAGGCCACGCUCCACAGCCCUAACCCCAGCCUGCAGCUCUUUGUGGAUAGCUGUGUGGCUUCUCCAGACCCCAGUGAUUUUACAACUGUCAAGUAUGAUUUGAUCCAGCAAGGGUGCAUCAAAGACAAUACUUACAUCAACCUGCACUCCCGGCAAAAGAAUGUAGCCCGAUUCAAGUUCAACAUCUUCAGCAUUCUCACCAGCUAUGACGUGAUCUAUCUGCAGUGUAAGAUCACCAUCUGCAAAGUGGGGGACCAUUCCUCCCGCUGCCCCCAGGGCUGUGCAGGGCGGAGCAAGAGGGGCACAGGCCUCAGGAAGGCCACAGGAGAGCAGACUGAGCAUUUCCAAAUAGUGGGACCGCUGCAGAUCCACAAAGGAGCUGAUCAGAGAAAGACUCAUGGGUGA